Messenger RNA from Vanessa tameamea, 1232 nucleotides. RefSeq names its product wollknaeuel (gene wol). Gene Ontology annotation, cellular component: endoplasmic reticulum membrane. Lineage: Eukaryota; Metazoa; Arthropoda; Insecta; Lepidoptera; Nymphalidae. The coding region runs from base 148 to 1149 and encodes 333 amino acids. The record is from RefSeq and is a predicted model, not a curated record. The transcript has 6 exons.
UACGGAUACGGACGAUCAGUUGAUAUCAGCAGUCACUGAUCCGAAUUUGUCUUAUCCUUUAAAUUUAUUUUACUCUUAGAUUAGUGUAACUCCACCGAGGUGAUGCAAUAAAUAUAUGAAACUCAGGAAUUGCUACUUUAUAAAAAAAUGGAUUUUAUUUCAAUUUUAUUUACACUUAUUGUGCACGGCAUAGUAGCGGCUUUAAGCCUUUUUGUGAUACUAACAAUAUUAAUCUAUUUGACUACAAAUCCAUAUCCAUCAAUAGAGAGGUUUACCGAAGAAGAAACAUAUAAUAAUCCAAAAUCAAAAUGUAAAGAAAAAUUUCCCUCUAUUAAUGAUCCACAUAGUGUAAAUUUAAGUGUGAUAGUGCCUGCUUAUAAUGAAGAGGAAAGAAUAUCACCUAUGUUGGAUGAAACUCUAAAUUUCUUGGAGAGAAGAAUUGAAGAGAACUCCACAUACAAGUAUGAAAUCUUAGUAGUUAGCGAUGGUAGCAAUGACAACACAGUUAAAAUAACUGAGAAUUACAUUAAAAAAUAUGGCAGUGACAAGAUAAGGUGCUUAAACUUAAUCAAAAACAGGGGUAAAGGUGGAGCUGUUAAACUAGGUAUGUUUAGCUCAAGAGGUGCUUUAUUAUUAUUUGCUGAUGCUGAUGGAGCAUCGAAGUUUGAAGAUUUAGUUAAACUAGAAACUGCAUUUGAACAACUAACUAAUUAUAACCCAAUCAAUCAACCUCAAGAAAUAAGUCAAUAUGAAGCAAUAGUCAUUGGCUCCAGGGCACAUUUGGAGAAAGAGUCUUUAGCUAAAAGAAGUAUUUUUCGGAAUAUAUUGAUGUAUGGAUUUCAUACUUUAGUUUGGUUAUUCACUGUGAAAGGUAUUAAAGAUACCCAAUGCGGAUUCAAGUUAUUUUCGAGAAAAGCGGCAAAUAUAUUAUUUGAAAGCCUCCAUGUUACCCGAUGGGCUUUUGAUGUAGAGUUACUGUAUAUAGCGCAAAAACUGGACAUUCCAAUUGUUGAAAUUCCUAUAAGAUGGACUGAAAUUGACGGGUCCAAGGUUACACCAGUAAUUUCGUGGAUUCAAAUGGGUUGCGACUUGGGUUUAAUUUGGCUAAAAUACAAGAUUGGUGCGUGGAAGAUAAAAUAUGUUAAAUAGGAAUAAGCACAAAUGUAUUACUAUUAAAUUCCAUUUAUAUUAUUUUCUUAAGCAAUAUUUAAUAUAAUAAACUAUAAAACAAU